Durio zibethinus is the source of this 2921-nucleotide messenger RNA. RefSeq names its product trihelix transcription factor GTL2-like. Lineage: Eukaryota; Viridiplantae; Streptophyta; Magnoliopsida; Malvales; Malvaceae. The record is from RefSeq and is a predicted model, not a curated record.
GAUGUUUAAUCAGAUUAGAGAGUUUUGCACAGUUAAAUCACCUUUUCCACCUGGCGGUGUUGAUUCAGGGAGCAAAAACCAUCAGUUUCUUAGAAUUUGUUGCUCUUACAACUUAAUUCUAUAAUAAUGUAAGCCCAAUUCAUUACUUCAACCCAUGUGCAAGCCCAUGUUCUUUCACAAAUCAAUCACAACAGCUGAUCGUGCGAGGCGACUGUGUAUGGCAUUUGCACACAGCAUCAUGUGAAGAUCCCCCUCCCUUCGACCUCCUCCUCCUUCUUCUUCCCUUUCCUUAAAUAUUUGGUCCCAGUCUCUGCAUGUUUUCACGUGUCCUGCUGCCAUCCCCAUUGCCGUCUAAUGACAGCAUCAUCUCCAUCAGCUACUGCAUAGGAUUCUAAGGACCCAACAAAAAUAAUACAUACUCGUUUAUAAAGCAUCCUUUUCCAACCCGCCUACCCUUGUUGGUUGUUUCCCUCACUUCCAUGCCUGGCAACUGGAUCCCACUUUUUUUCCCACACUGAUUGGACAGUGACUUCACUUGCCACCAAAAGGGUGUGGUGAGUUAUCUUCUCUCCCAUGAUAGGACAAAAUCAUUGAUAAAUGAGAGAGAGAAAGAGAGAUCAGAUAGAGAGAGAAAGGGCAUUGAUGUUUUUGUAGUCUUUGUUUUGUUUUUGCAGCAACUUUGAGCCCCCAAUUUUUACAGUGUGACCAAACCAAAAGCCCAGAAAGACACAAAAACACAAGACACACUUCACUCAUAAACACAAGAAAAAAAAAUGUUUGAUGGAGUACCAGACCAGUUUCACCAAUUCAUAGCCUCAACAGCAGCAGCAGCAAGAACCACAACUCUCCCUCUCCCUCUCUCUUUCCCUCCUAUCCAUAAUCUUGCUUCUUCAAAUGGAUUCACUUCCUUUGACCCUUUGUUCACUUCAAACUCCCAUCAUCACCAAGUGUCCCCUCAGCUGCAGCAACCUCAUUUUUUGCACCCAUUGCACCACCAACAUCAACCAGGCCAGAAGAAUGAAGAAAAAGAAGAGAACACCAGAUUGGUUACUAUGAACAUGGAGAUUGACAGAGAGAGAUCCAUGUCUGACCCGAUUGAUAAUCAUCUUCCCUGGUCUAAUGAUGAAGUUCUUGUACUGUUGAGGAUCAGAUCUAGCAUGGAUAAUUGGUUCCCAGAAUUCACUUGGGAAAAUGUCUCAAGGAAGUUGGCAGAGCUUGGGUUCAAGAGGAGUGCAGAGAAAUGCAAAGAGAAAUUCGAAGAAGAAAGCAGAUAUUUCAACAGCAUCAGUUGUAGCAAAAACUACAGGAUUUUUAGUGAACUUGAAGAGCUUUGUCAAGGUGAGAAUCCUCCUGAUCAUCAACAUCAUCAUAGACAGCAGGUUGUUGCAGCUGAAAAGAACAAAAAGGUGGAAAAAUCAAGGGAAGAUGAAGACAAUAUUGGUCAGAAUUUGGAAGAUGAUCCAAGAAAUAUUGAUGAAUAUCAAACUUCAGCAGGAAAUAAUGCAUCAUAUCAGGAUAAUGAAAAAGUGGUUGAGAACAAAGCAAACAAUAACAAGGGCAGCAACAAGGAGAGGAAAAGACAGAAGGAAUUUGAGAUGAUCAAAGGGUUUUGUGAAGAUAUUGUGAACAAGUUGAUGACUCGACAGAAAGAGAUGCAUAACAAACUGAUUGACGAUAUGGUGAAGAGAGAUGAAGAGAAGGUUGCAAAAGAAGAAGCUUGGAAGAAACAAGAGCUGGAUAGAAUUGACCAGGAGCUUGGACUUAGAGCAAAAGAGCAAGCUGUUGAAGGUGAUAGACAGGCUACCAUAAUCAAAUUCUUAAGUGAAUUUUCAUCAGCUGGCUCCUAUAAAAAGCAAUGCUUUGGAAGGAGUAAUAUUGAAGAUCUUGUUAAGGUACCAAAUGAACAUUCAAAUCCUCCUAAUAAUUCAUCAUCUUCUUUAGUGCCAGCAGCACAAAACCCUAAUCAUAUUGUCAAUAACCAAAACAAAGUUGAUCAAGUUUCAACCAUGAUCAUUGGUCAUCAAAAUUUUGGUUCUUGUCCAACUCGAAAUAAUCAAAUCAAACCCAUCUCCAUGGCAGAAAACCAAGCCCCUCAAAACCCUAAUCUAAAAAUACCCACUUCAUCAGCACAAGCCUUAGCUCCCCAAAACCCUAAUUCUGUCAAUGCUCAAAGCAACCCAUUACCACCCACUUCACCAUUUACAGUAAACAAAGCAACCCAAAACCCUACACCCAAUGACAAAGAAGACUUUGGAAAGAGAUGGCCAAGAGAUGAAGUGUUGGCAUUGAUAAACCUGAGGUGCACUCUUUACAACAAUGGCUAUCAUGACAAGGUAGGGUCAACCAUUAAAGCUCCUUUGUGGGAAAGAAUCUCACAAGGGAUGUUAGAGUUGGGGUAUAAGAGAAGUGCAAAGAGGUGCAAAGAGAAAUGGGAGAACAUAAACAAGUACUUCAGAAAAACCAAAGAUGUUAACAAGAAGCGGUCCCUUGACUCUAGGACAUGUCCUUAUUUUCAUCAAUUAAGCACUUUGUACAAUCAAGGAACACUUAUAGCCCACCCUGAAGGGCUGGAAAACCGCUCUGCAUUACCGGAAAACCACUCGGAUUUGCCAGAAACCGGUAUCGAUUCAUCUCAAAAAGGAGCUAAGAAUUCAAGUACCAGCUUUUGAAUUGAUUGAAUUCUGAAUCACAUUACAUUUUUGUGUGUAUGCUAAACUACUAGUAUUAUUAUAGUUUUUUUUUUCAAUUUAUUUGAAGGACUAGUAUUAUUAUAGUUAAUAACAUUAGAAUUAAUAGUACUUUUUUGGGUUGAUAUUUGAUUUUUUUUUUCUUAGAGAAUCUAAUAUGAAAUUUCUUGGAGGAUAUAUAUGUUUAGACUUGUAUUGUAGUGAGCACCGACAAUCUGGGAAAUGAGGAUUUAA